AGAGCGCUCGAGUCAGAUCCCGCAUCUCCAAAUCCGACCUCGGCUUUGAGCCUGGCACCCACCUGGUGCAUCCACCAUCCCGGACUUACUUAUAUCUCCAUCGAGCCCGCACUUGUACCUUGAAUCUACGGAGCUACCACUAGUGAUUAACCGUCAACCUCAUUCACAUCUCCCAGACCAGACAUCAAUCAAUCGUUAGCCUAAGAAGUAACAGUGCAAUAUGGCGCCCGCUACCGAGGUUGUGUUUAUCCCCAUGUCGGAGGAGAACUACCCCGACGACUUCAACAGCGCUCCUGGUAAAAAGUUCAAGGACAUUCUUGCAACGAUCUUGGCGCAGGAUGGCUGUCAAAGACUUUACUGGGGCCGACAAGUUGAGAAUCCUGGUACAUUGACCCUCUUCAUUGAUUGGGACAGUGUCGAUCACCACAAGAAGUUUAUGGCCACAGAUAAAUACGGGCCGUUCGUGCAAGAGAUUGGCAGCAUGGUCGCCGGUGAUCUCAACAUGUAUCAUGUUCAUUUUGACCCUCAUCCACCAACAAAAGCGCUCGUCGACACCAGCGCUCACGUCACCGAAUUCAUCACCGCAUACUUCCCAAAGGGGUACUCUGCUGAGGACCAGAAAACGUUCACCGACAAUAUGAAGAAGUUUGUCGGUGUGGUUGAAAGUACUGCAGAGGGUUUCAAGGCUGCGAUUGGUGGUUUCAUCGAGGAAGAAGUCAUUGACCCAAAAAGCUCUGAGCCAUGUGUGGGCUAUGUGGCGCUGAUUGGGUGGACCAGUGUUGAAGCUCACCUGAAAUACAGGGAGACUCAGACUUUCAAGGACAACAUUCAUCUCCUGAGAGGGGCGAAGGACUUGAAGAAUGUGGCUGUCGUUCAUGUCCCUGCAAAGGAAGUCCAAAAAGGUAGCCUUUGAGGAUGGUAGGUUUUUGAGCGCUACUAUAUCGACACCUACCGGGACGUUCAUUUCAAGACACGUUUAAGAACUCAGAAGGGUGCUCAGGCAUAUAUCCACCCUUCCAACCUUACUAAAAACGUCCGCUGUCCUGACGUUCCCUCCGUGAUAGAUUUGUGCUAAAACUCCUCGGUCCUUAGCCGCAGUGCUCAAGUAGGUUGAGGCAUUGAAAGCCCGAAG
Molecule: messenger RNA, 1132 nt
Organism: Exophiala xenobiotica
Lineage: Eukaryota; Fungi; Ascomycota; Eurotiomycetes; Chaetothyriales; Herpotrichiellaceae
Exons: 2
Coding region: 221-913 (230 amino acids)
Source: RefSeq, a predicted model, not a curated record